Molecule: messenger RNA, 4154 nt
Organism: Eremomyces bilateralis CBS 781.70
Lineage: Eukaryota; Fungi; Ascomycota; Dothideomycetes; Eremomycetales; Eremomycetaceae
Product: P-loop containing nucleoside triphosphate hydrolase protein
Exons: 3
Coding region: 213-4154 (1313 amino acids)
Molecular function (GO): nucleic acid binding; S-adenosylmethionine-dependent methyltransferase activity; ATP binding
Source: RefSeq, a predicted model, not a curated record
CCUCAGGUCAUCGCUUUCAAUAGAGUCCCAUCAUACGGCGCUUCUUUGAAAGAUCCCAUAUUUCAAGAACUGAAAUGAUGAUUGCGGCUCGAGACGCCGAUUGCCUGGCCAUGCUUUCCUAAACUAUCGCCUCCUCGGCUCUUUUUCAUACAUCAACUACUUCGGCGACGAGAGGAGAAUUUGUGGAAGUGGUCGUGUUUCACCAGAGAGAUAUGGCGAAGAUGCAGGCGGCCAGUCUCUCGACCCGCGUGGUGAAGAAGCGCAAGAAGAACUCGUCCUUCGCGGAAGAUCUCGAAGCUAAUCCCAACGAACAAGCGGAGGCAGACUUGAAGACGGCAGAGUCAAACGACCGGCCCGGCCCAUCACCCACUACCCAAAAGGCCAAGAGAAAGCGGAAGUCAAAAGACGCGGAAGACGCAGCCUCAUCGGUUUCUUCAUCGUCUGGUGUGUCCAAUCUUCCUGCCCUUCCCUGGCCGGAGUACUUCUCCUUGUUGGAGAAGACUCAUCGCGCAUUGAACAUAGUGUAUACAUUUUGUAGCACACGCAAGCACUUUGCCACGACAUUCGACACAAUUAAAAGUGCGGUCGAGUCACAUAUCAAAAGAGAUCUGACCGUAGACCAAGUGUCUCAAGUCAAGGGUCUAGUGCCAAAUGUCAUCAACUUUGCAUAUGUUGAUGAAGCUAUGCUUCAGAUCAACCUUCUCCGUGAUGUCGACUCACCACACAAUGAAGAUAGUGAUUCCGGACACCGCGAAGUGCUACUCUUUGAGUUCGUUGACGGCGACUUGAAGCGACAAGUACGAAAUCCAAAGACUGGUGAAGCAGCUGGAUCAAACCGCAGGCCACGAGAUGAGGAUCUGAAGAUGCCGGUCUUUAGCCAGAAGCAGUUGGCCAAACGGAUUGAGAAACGUAACGAGAAGUUCUCAGCUGCUGUCAACUGGUUCCUGCACCAAUGCCAGAUCGAUCUACGAGAUCCAAUAGAAAGACUUAAAGAGCUUGGUUCUCAGUGCUAUCCAUCCCCAACCGAUAAAGCACCCGAUGCCUGCCUUGAAUGUACCCCGGCCAACCUCCCGCCAUCGAUCCCAUCAGAAAGGAAAUCCAUCCCGGAAAUCAUCGAUGAGAUCCGGUCCCUUAAAUGGUAUUCAGAACAAAUCGUUCCUGAUGGACAUCGAGUCUUCGACCCCCAGUCUGCCGUCUAUGGCGACUUGGACUUUCAACUAUCACAGUCCCUUGUGAAUGCCAUUUAUAAUACCAGGAGCAUCAUACAGUUCUAUGUCCACCAAGCGGAAGCCAUCAAUCAUCUGUAUCACGGAAACAACGUCAUUGUCUCUACGUCUACCUCGUCGGGGAAGUCGUUGAUCUAUCAAGUCCCAGUUCUACACGAAUUGGAGAAAGAUCGUGAUGUCAGAGCGAUGUACAUUUUCCCAACGAAAGCCCUGGCGCAAGAUCAGAAGAGGAAUCUCAAAGAAUUACUGGGGUUGAUGCAUGGUCUGGAAGAUAUUCUCGUUGAGACGUUCGACGGCGACACACCCAUGUCUGAUCGAAAUAAGAUACGAGACGAAGGAAGAGUCAUUUUUACUAAUCCUGAUAUGCUCCAUAUAACGAUUCUACCUCAGGAGGACUCUUGGCGGACCUUUCUGAAACACCUCCGAUUCGUGGUUGUCGACGAGCUACACGUGUAUAACGGGCUUUUCGGGGCUCAUGUAGCCCUCAUUAUGCGCAGGCUUCGGAGAAUAUGCGCGGCAGUGGGAAAUCGACAUGUCAAGUUCAUUUCGUGCUCUGCAACGGUCUCGAAUCCAAAGGAGCAUAUGGAGACCAUCUUUGGAGUCGAUAAUGUUAAAUUGACAGACUUUGAUGGAUCCCCUUCAGGCUGCAAGGAAUUCCUUUGUUGGAACACUCCGUUCAAGGAUCCUCGAGAUCCUACUUCCGGUCGAGGGGACAGCAUCGCUGAAGCAGCAAGAUUGUUUUGCCAGAUGAUCCUCAGGGGGGUCCGCGUCAUAUCGUUCUGCCGUAUUCGGAAGCAAUGCGAGCUGCUAAUAAGUGCGGUAAAAACUGAGCUCAACAACCUAGAAAGGCCGGAGGUGAUGGCACGGGUAAUGGGGUAUCGAGGGGGUUAUACUCCCCAAGACCGGAGACAGAUUGAGCGGGAGAUGUUCGAUGGUAAGCUGGUUGGUAUCGUGGCCACGAACGCCCUUGAGCUAGGAAUUGACAUCGGAUCGCUUGACGCUGUCAUCACGGUUGGCUUCCCGUACACAAUCGCGAAUCUACGGCAGCAAAGUGGACGUGCUGGACGAAGAAAUAAAGACUCUCUCUCGGUGCUUGUUGGCGAUUGUUUUCCAGUCGAUCAGUACUUCAUGCAGCAUCCUGAUGAGAUCUUCACAAGACCGAACUGCGAGCUGCAAGUGGACCUUACAAAUAUGCUUGUGCUCGAGGGGCAUUUACAGUGUGCUGCGCAUGAAAUGCCUAUCCGCCCCGAAGACGACGAGAAGUACUUCGGACCUCUACUCCGACCCAUUUGCAAAGAGAAGAUGCGUCUUGAUGAUAGAGGGUUCUUCCAUUGCAACGAAAGAUAUCUGCCACGUCCGGCUCGGUUCGUGGCCAUUCGCGAUACUGAAGAAGAUCAUUUCGCGAUCAUCGACAUCUCACAUGGCCGCAACGUGCUUCUCGAAGAGCUUGAGGCAUCUCGGGCGUUCUUUACCAUUUAUGAAGGAGGUAUUUUCCUCCAUCAAGGAAACACGUACCUCGUGAAGGAGUUCUCGCAGGAACGAAUGCUGGCCAGAGUAGAAUUCGUACGAGUUGACUGGGUGACGCAGCAACGAGAUUUCACGGACAUCGAUCCUGUCGAAACUGAAGCAAUCAGGCAGAUACCAGAGUCGCUGUCUCGUGCCUUCUACGGACCUAUCAAAAUCAAGCGAGUCGUAUUCGGCUUCUUCAAAAAGGAUAAGAAGGGGCGCGUCCUCGACGCAGUACAAGUGGACAACCCCCCGAUCAUCCUUCAUAGCAAAGGCAUGUGGCUCGAUGUCCCCAAGUCUGCUAUUGACAUCCUCGAUUCCCGACGCUUCAACAUCGCCGGUGCCAUUCAUGCCGCUGAGCAUGCCAUUCUCAGUCUGAUGCCGAACUUUGUGGUCAGCAUGCCAGAUGAUGUGCGAACGGAGUGCAAAGUUGCGCAGAAAGAGUUUGCAAAGAAGGAGACCACUCGCAAGCGCCCUGCGAGACUCACAUUCUACGAUGCGAAGGGCGGUGCAUCCGGGUCCGGGAUCAGUACCAAGGCAUUCGAAUUCAUUGAUCUACUGCUGAAGCAAGCUUGUGAGCGAGUUUCAGCCUGUCAUUGCCUGGAAGGGUGUCUGGAGUGCUGUUGCAGUGAGCGUUGUAGAGAGGCAAACGUCGUCAUGUGCAAAGCUGGAGCGGAGGUCAUAUUGAAGAGCCUCUUGAAUUGGGACAUCGAUGUUGAUGCGCUACCUUGGGGUCUAGACGAAUCAGUAGCGGCUGGCAUUGAGACAGUUGUUUUGGCUCCUGAAUACCCAAAUGUUGAAUACAAAGAAGGCCUUUCGGAGAACCUUCCAUUCUUGAACGAUGAAACAGUUGACAUCGUGGUUGCCGGUCAAGCGGCGCACUGGUUCGAUUACCGGACACUGUUCCCCGAGGUGCAACGUAUCCUCCGAAAGGGUGGAACAUUAGCCUUCUGGGGCUACAAGGACCAUGUCUAUCCUGCGUUUCCAAACGCAACUCGGAUUACGCAUCACUAUUCGAAGAGCUUGGAUAAAGAUUUGCUGGGCUCGUACUGGACCCAACCUGGCCGUGAUAUCGUCGAAGAUAAGCUACGCCGGAUCAAACCUCCGGAGGAAAAUUUCCAGGAUAUCCAGCGCAUUGAAUAUGAGCCCGGAACAAAAGGACCACAGUCUGGAGAGGGAACCAUGUUCGUCAAUAGGAGAAUGAAGAUCGGGGAGUGCAAAGAAUAUAUCCGGACAUGGAGUUCAUAUCAUGGCUGGCAAGAAGCACACCCCGGCAUCGAAAGGCGAAGUGGUGGUGGGACUGGUGAUGUUGUGGAUAGCCUGUUCGAUGAAUGCGCGGAAUCGGACCAUGAGUUCGCCGAUGACGGGCAGGAAAUCGAGGUGGAAUGGGGAAGUGGGCUGAUCAUGGGACGGAAGAGAUAA